AUGAUAAAUAUAAGAAAAUUGAGCAAACAACAGAAUCAACACCAACGACUAUUAAUUCAUCUACAAAAAGAGCAUAUCUUAGAGAAAUCGAGCCAGUUAAUAGAGCGCUUGACCGGGAAUCGACAACGGAUCCGUUUUCCGUGUUUUUGUGGAAAAUAUUAAAAGUUUUGACAACUAAAAGGAAUGAAGAUUUGCCAUUGCUGGUUAAUCACUUCAGAGAAUAUGUCUCGAUGCUGCUGACUGGUGGGCAGCUAGAACCUUUGGGCACAGAGACUAAUACUUACAUCGCAACGAGACUUCUAAUAUUGGAGAAGUAUCCAAUGCAAGCGUUGCAUGAUUUCUUCGAUGUACUCCAAAGAAAGCUGGCUCAAAGAACCACGAAAUUAUCCAAAGAGGUGAACGACAUCUUGGACUAUAUGGAUGAUACAUACGAUGAGGCGGAAGAAGACGCUAUGCAAGCAGUUUUGCAUGAAACUAACUUGUAUCCCAAUACUAAAAACUACAAUAAGAUUGCUCAAGGAUUCGUAGAUUAUGUGUUUCUAAAGCCAUUGAUAAGAUUGGCGGGGACCUCAAGGGGCAACGUUUUAUUUAAAAUGAUAAACGACGCUGUAAUACAAUUUGCGAAGCCUGGUGAAAUUAGGUUAUCACCGGAGUUUCAUAAAAAUCUACGUAAAUCCUUUAGGAAAAGACAAAACGUCAGAUACGAGUCGUCGUCAGAUACUAGCACGGACACUGAAGAAAAUAAUGGAAGUAAUGAAAGUCUAGAUUUAAGCAAUAUAAGUAAAAGUCUAAGUGAAAGCUCCAACACAAUAACAAGUUCCGAUGAGGAAGAUGAGAGCAGUAACGAAGAAACACGUAUGAAUUACCAAUUUAAGAAUAAUAAAUUAGUGAAAACUGAGAAUUUUAAAAAACAAAACAUAUUUAGCAAUAGUGCAAAAUCUAGGAAAAUAAAAUCAUAUGAAGUAUUAAGCAAAUUAAGGCCAAUACAGAGAAAACAUUAUGGUGCUUUUGAUAAUAAUGAAGAAAUUCGCCGAAAUUCUUAUCAACAUUUUCUAUCAAGGACAUCGACAACUAAUAAUGCCAACGUUAUCAAAGACACUGAAUAUAGUGAUAUUGAAAGGGUACUUAAAUCGAAAAUAUAUGAUAGUUUUAGACGUAUGGAUAAUAUAAACUAUAAUACACAUACAACCUUAAAACAAAAACUCACAUCUCAAGUCAAUGAGCAUGAGCAAUCUAGUGAAACUGACUAUGAGAGAGAAUUGAAGAGGAAUAUUUAUAAAGCGGUUAAUAAAUUGUUGAACAAAUAGCGUAUUAUAUUACAUGGACAUUAUAAUUAUAAUUCAGUUUGCGAUAAACAAUAAAUGAAAAAUAUUUAAUUACUAUUAAAAGUU
Molecule: messenger RNA, 1391 nt
Organism: Cydia fagiglandana
Lineage: Eukaryota; Metazoa; Arthropoda; Insecta; Lepidoptera; Tortricidae
Product: protein PFC0760c-like
Exons: 4
Coding region: 231-1307 (358 amino acids)
Source: RefSeq, a predicted model, not a curated record